Molecule: messenger RNA, 984 nt
Organism: Fulvia fulva
Lineage: Eukaryota; Fungi; Ascomycota; Dothideomycetes; Mycosphaerellales; Mycosphaerellaceae
Exons: 2
Coding region: 1-984 (327 amino acids)
Source: RefSeq, a predicted model, not a curated record
AUGCACUUCCACCACAGUCACAGUGACUACACCCCCGUGACACCAGUCACGCAUACUGCCAACUGUAACAUGUCCUGUGCAUCAAGAGGAGAAGAAGCACAGUACGACAUCUAUCCAAAACAGAACCUCUCCCACGAACAACGCCAAGCUGUCCAGCAAAAUUUGCGAAACCUGGUCCAAGACGUCGAGGAGAAGCAACAUCCUGUCACUGGUACUGUGUGCUGGUCUACUCGACUUGCUAAGGAACAUGCAAACUUGCUGAAGCGAAGUCCUGAGUUCAAUGAUCAUUCACCCGACACGGACACGAAGCUCAAAUUCGUCAGUGAGCAUGUGACAUUGAUAUACGCACGCGAGCUUCUUGCCGCUCAUGAAACUUCCCUCGCCCCGCAACAGCCGACCCAGAACUUCUCCAAGCACGCAGGCUCGCAUGCUACGCCAGCAAACAUGACCGGACUCGACACGGCGAUGAAUAGCCCUGGAACCUCACGUCGACCCGCCUCAACUCCCGCUAAGAUAUGCUACUUCCUCGACAAGAUACCACCCGAGGGGCGUCUCAUGAUCUACGAGUACCACUUCGCCACCUUCAAACUCGACUACAGCACUAUCGACAUCUACACCAGUUUGCAGCCACCCCUUCUCAACGUCUGCAAGCUCAUGCGUGAAGAGGCGCUAUCUCUAUACGAGGCGCGCAUCAGGGAGAGCAAGGGCGUGGUUCGCGAGACCCGGGAAAUUGAGCGACAGAGAGCAGAUGCAGAUUACGAUGCGCGCGGUGAGAUCUUUGCUAGCAAGGAGGAGCACGUUUCCUACUCGUAUAGGGUGGUCAAGCAGAUGACGGCGUCCAUGAAGGCCAAUCGUGCUCACAUGGUUGAGCUGGCUAGGAUCCAGAUGGUGCAGGAUGGAAAGGUGGACCCAGAGUUGGCGGAGUGGUUGGAGACUACUGGGCGAAAGCAUGAGGCGAAGAUGGGUUGGAGCAUUGGGGAGUAG